AUGGCCUCUUUCGACCUAGUCCCUGUUCGGAUAUCCAAGAUCGCUGGAAGAUAUCUCAUCUUCGAUUCUGAAGCGGCUACGUUCCUGCGUCGGAAUGAGAAUAUCAACGGUACUCUAGUCGGAACGGCGCCUCAGCAACCGACCCAGAACAUCUUUCUCGGCCUUCCGAUUGAACUCCGGCCUGAGGAGGCUGAAGCGUUAUUGCAUAAGAAUGUGGCUUAUCUUGUAGACGACGUAGCUGCCCACUACCAUGUUCUCCAGAAUCACAACGCCGAGGCGAGGAGGUUAUACCUCGACUCACUUAGAACAAGAAAGCAGACAGCACAACAGGUUAUUGCUGAGAAGAAUGCCAAGAGGGUUUCUGAAGGAGCAUUGAAGCGAGGGAAAUCCCGCCGUGUGCCUUCUAGCAUUCCCGACGACAGCAUCACCACUAGUGAAACUAAACCCGCCGUACAUCAGCAGGAAUCGGCCAUUAAGCCCCUGGGCGUCACCCCAACGUCCAGUGGGUCGCUGAUUUCUUCAGAAGCUGAACGGACAUACCAGGCCACUGACCCCACUCAAGGCCCUUUGUGCGGCUUUCUGCUUACUUCUGGUCACUACACAACUCCAGGCCUUCGCUUUGGUGCCAAGUAUAGUGUUUACCCAGGCGACCCCUUGAGGUUUCACGCCCAUUUCAUGGCAAACCAGUAUGAAUGGGAAGAAGAUAUUCCCAUAUUGGACAUCGUAGCAGGAGGUCGCCUCGCAACAGCUGUGAAGAAGGCGUAUCUAAUAGGGGCAGAGCAGCCCCUAGCGAAUGUAUCACGGGAUGACCAACUGAUGAGAACCUUUAGUAUCGAAUGGGCUGCAAUGUAA
Fusarium mangiferae is the source of this 852-nucleotide messenger RNA. RefSeq lists its product as uncharacterized. Bases 1 to 852 code for a protein of 283 amino acids. Lineage: Eukaryota; Fungi; Ascomycota; Sordariomycetes; Hypocreales; Nectriaceae. Gene Ontology annotation, cellular component: tRNA-intron endonuclease complex. The record is from RefSeq and is a predicted model, not a curated record. Gene Ontology annotation, molecular function: nucleic acid binding; tRNA-intron lyase activity. The transcript has a single exon. Gene Ontology annotation, biological process: tRNA splicing, via endonucleolytic cleavage and ligation; tRNA-type intron splice site recognition and cleavage.